UUCCAAUCCCCUCCAUAUCAUGUGAUUCAGGUGUUCCAAUCCCCUGGCAAUCAUGUGAUUCAGGUGUCCCAAUCCCCUCCAUGGACACAGGUGUAUACAAUCACGCCCCUAGGCAUGCAGACGGCUUCUACAAACAUUGGUGAAAGAAUGGGUCGCUCUCAGGAGCUCAGUGACUCCAAGCGUGGUCCCGUGAUAGGUGGCCACCUGGGCAAUAAGUCCAUCCGUGACAUUUCCUGGCUACUAAAUAUUCCACGCUCAACCGUUAGUGGAAUUAUAACAAAGUGGAUGCCACUGGGAACAACAGCUACUCAGCCA
Messenger RNA from Staurois parvus, 315 nucleotides. NCBI's taxonomy places the organism in Eukaryota, Metazoa, Chordata, Amphibia, Anura, Ranidae. The record is from the annotation of a GenBank genome assembly.